Molecule: messenger RNA, 6453 nt
Organism: Rhineura floridana
Lineage: Eukaryota; Metazoa; Chordata; Lepidosauria; Squamata; Rhineuridae
Gene: TICRR
Product: TOPBP1 interacting checkpoint and replication regulator
Exons: 23
Coding region: 450-6143 (1897 amino acids)
Biological process (GO): response to ionizing radiation; DNA replication; regulation of DNA-templated DNA replication initiation
Cellular component (GO): nucleus
Molecular function (GO): chromatin binding
Source: RefSeq, a predicted model, not a curated record
GCGCCAGCAGUCAGAUAGAGAGCUGCGCACAGGAGAUAAUGGCGAGUGCUGCUUUUGCUUGUUAAGAGAGGAGCGGCAUGUUUUCCUUGUGGAGCUGUAGGGGUUCCGAAAAGGUGGUGGCUAGCAGGGGCUCCCCUUAUUAUUAACAAUUGAUAAUAGCAGUUAUUAAGUGUCCCCUUAUUAAGCUAUUAUCAGGAGCUUCCUGUAGCCUUGAGUUUUGGCGGCCGUUGCUGGGGGAGCCGGAGGAGUCCCCACUGGAGAAGGGGCAUAGUAUUGAGAGGAAGUGUACUCAAGAGUGGUCUUGGGAUGCUAAGUUAAGAGACCCAGGCCGUGGUCCUCCUCAAGCUGCCUGGUAGUUGCUGUGUGCAGCAUGGUGUGUAUGUGUACCAUCCAAACCUGGGCACCCAAAGUGUAAGCUGCUGGAAUACAGAAACGCUUUCUGGAUCAUCAUGACUUGCUCCCACAAUGUGGUUUUCCUGUUGGACACUGCCAGCUCUGUGCAGAAGAUUCAUCUUCAUCUGGCCACCUUGAGGAUCUUGAACUAUUUGGGAUGCAAGUUUGGCCUAACUAAGAUCCGAUGGGGCUUCAAAUUCUUUGACUCCUUAGGUGUCCAGGGCAGAACUUCACGAGUGGGCAAUUUUCGUGAGCUUGGAUCCCGCAGUUGGGAAGACUUCGAGGAAGAGCUGGAGGCGAGAUUUGGAAACCUAGGCGGCAGUCCAAACUCAUCUGGCUCAGUGCCUCGAGCCACCCUCACUCGGAACAUACUGAAAGAAUCAUUACUUGACUACCAAUGGGACCGUCCUGAAAUUGCCUCUCCAGCCAAACCGGUGUUGAGGAGCCAGAAAAGCAAGUUAACUGUGACCCCUGACAAGCCUCUUGGCAGUUCUACUCCUUCUGCAGGCUUUGUGAAUGCCAUUUUCCUCUUCUCUCCCUGUCCUCAUUCCCAGAGGGAGCUGCUACAGUUUGUUUCUGGAAUGCAUGCUCAUUCAUCUGAUGAACUGCCUGCUUCACAUGAUCUGACAGAAAAGUUCCUUCCGAAGGGAAUCAGGGAAAUGAUGGCUUCUCAGAAAAUCACAUUGUAUUGGGUGGACACUGCUGAACAGUUCAAGCUUCUUGAAACUUCAGACCACAUUGGCUACUGGAUGUUGGUUGACCUGAUGCGCCUCUCGGGGGGCACCAUCUUGCCAUCUGAUACAUUAAUUCAGUGUUUAAAUCACCACCGAACAAGGGGCACCCCUGCUUUUCCUGUGGAGUCUGGAGCCUCCGGGCCACCGUUCACACCAUGGGCUGCAAUCUUGCCUUUUGAUUCAACUUUGAACUGUCUGUUUUCCUCGCCUUCUGCACUACAAGUAUCCUUCCCUCGUCUGGAAGGAGUGUUGUUCCUCAGAUCUGAUGGAGUCAAAGAGGCACAGAGCUGUGGCGUGAUGUUGGAACCUCUAACUGUGGGCCAGAGGCACUUCAGAAGUCCAGUCAAUAUUUCUCUUAAGUGUGCUAUGACAGGCUGGAAUGCAGUGCAUGUUGGGAGUUUCCACACAGAGAGCUGGGUACUGCAGAGUCCAUCAUCGGGACUGUCAGUCCAAGAGACUUCUUUGUUUCAGCAGUUUGUAAAAUGCAUUCUGGCACAAGGACUACAUAUGGUUGCUGAAGUGUGUCCAUCUGGGGCCUGUUCUCCCUAUACUGGGAUUUUCACUCCCAUCUCGGAUACUGCCGCAGUUCUUUCUCUUCUCUGUGCUGAGAGAGCUCCUGAAGUCGAGAGAUCACUCCUUCCAACUGUCAUGGAAGGGAAUCUUUCCAAAGAUGAGGAUUUCAACCUUCCAGAGGUUGUGAGCAGCGUGGUAAAUCAAGUUGAUGGUGACUGGGAUCUGGCAAGUCCUGAGACCCUGUUUCCAGAGUGGGCCCAACAGGAGCUGACCUGCACACAGUCCUGGAGUCCUGCAGUGAUUGAAGACUGGUAUUGUUUAUCAAACCUCUGUGGAGCAAGUUCUCGCUUGAUGGAGUCACUCAGGUUGCUGCAGGCAGGGUCUGCUACUGAGAAGGAGGCCCCAAAGCCUGAAAGGGAACUGACACGCUGUCUGUCUAAACUAUACCAGAAGAAAGCCUCUGACCUCUCUGCUACAUCUCAACAGCAGGAUCACAGGAAGAGACGUGGAGUUCCCCGUACUCCAGUUAGGCAAAAAAUGAAGACCAUGCCUCGUUCCCUUCAGAUGUUAAACACUGCAAGGCUGAACGUAAAGGCUCAAAAGUUCCAGCCAGAUGGGGAGCUGUUGCUCAGUGAGAGAGUUUCCCAAAAGCUAUUACUGAGAAGAUUGGAUGAUAAAGUGGAAGAAAGGGGAGAAAUGAGGAAACCCAAGAUAGGCUUUAGGACUGAGGAGGAGAUGCUUUCUUUUAUAUGUACAAACUACCAGAAGGCUGUGAUUGAUGGACAGAAUUUGUUUGCAUGUGCCCAGGAUACGGUGACAGCUGUUAAUACAUUGCAGAAAUCAAAUGAGGCAGCCUGCGUGGACACAAUCCGAAGCAGUCUCCUGAAAACCAGCAAAGCCCUCCGUCAGCAGCUUGGCAACCAUCCUGAUAAGGAGAUCAAUGUCAGAGAGUGCCAGCUUCAGGUAUAUUUGCGUCUUGAAAUGUGCUUGCAGUGCCCUUCUUUACAAAGCAACACAGACAGGAUGGAACAGCUUGUGGAAGAGAUGACGGAGAUGCUUCGAAUUUUGUGCUUGACUAAAGAUCCAGGAUACCUUGCCAGGUUUUUGGAAGAAGUUGUAGAAACGUAUCUGGAAUCUAUGCCAAAGACCCUUGGGGAUUUAUACUACAGUCUGGGGACACAGAUUCCCCCAAAGCUGGCCUCUGUCUUGCCAGCAGACUUCUUCAGUGAUGAUUCCAUCAGUCAGGAGAGCCAAACCACAUCCCUUCCUGCUUCUGCGUCCUCAGUUCCAGUUCCCAGAACAGCUUCCUUAAGCACUGAUGCAGAACAACUGGAAGAACUACGCACCAGAUCUGCCAAGAAAAGAAAGAAUAUGUUGGCCAGACACCGAAGUGUAACGGAAGCAUCACAGAAUGUACGCCAAAUAGAGAUUCCUCAAGUGCCCAAACACCAUACUAGGAAGGACAACUCGCGUGCAUGCCUCGAUGUGAGAUCAGCACCAGCUGUACAGAAAAUGACAGUUCAAGAAACGACAAAGGUGCGAAGGAACCUCUUCAAUGAAGGCAAAAGAUCCCUAACAAAGAUUCCUCGAAGCCAGUCGGUAUCAGUUUUGGAAGGUUUGAAAAACACACAGAACCGAGUUAAUGAGUGCACUAGAGACAAUCUCAAGCUACUGACCAAGAGUGUUGCAGAAACACCGUUGCACAAGCAGAUCUCCAGGAGGCUGCUCCACAAGCAGAUCAAAGGCCGGAGUUCAAAUCCCGAAUCUGAAGUUGACAUCGUAGAAGAAUCUCCUGAAAAAACCUUAAACUGUGGCUUAAGAAGAAGUCCACGGAUCAAGCAACUGUUACAGGAUAGAAUGCUCUCUGGUCCCUUCCACUGCUUGCCACCUAAUAAGAAUGUACAGCAAGUGCAGUCUGUACAUCUAGAAGUACCAGGCUUGGCGACUCCUGUGAAAAAAGCUAUUCAGUCCCCUAAGAGCCUUCUCUUUGGAGCUGUUCAUGAUGUGCUCAGUUCUGCAGGGAGGGACUCGCCCAGAACAAGAAGGAAAUCUGUCGCCUCCAGCGAGCUUGUUCAUCAGACACCAAGAAAAACAUCCCUUCGGUCUUCCCAGAGGCUCUUUAGUCCUCCCCAUAAUACACCAGCGAGAUCUCCUUGGGAGAAGAUCCAGCACACUCCUCGGAAAACCCCAGCUCCAAAGCACACUGCAGCAAAGAGUUUGGAAAAUCUCUUCUCCCCUCGUAGACAGAAGAGCAAGUCCUUGCCUGAACCCUCUGAAAAGAAAGGGGAUUGUUUGGCACAGACAGCUCUGCUGAAGGAAAGAUUUUCUUCCCCUUACAAGCCAGCACAGUUACAAACUGAAAGAAAACAGGAAAGAGAUGAGGUUCUUGAUGAUGUAUUUGUUUCGCCCGCAAGUGGCUCCAAUUCAGCAGAUGUUCUGGUUGUGACAUGUCCUCCAUCCCCAGGAAAGGCACUCUCAGAGCUACAGUCCCCAAGGCGUUCCUUGAGAGUCGCCCAGAAAAUUGCCUCUCCAGCUUCUACUCAGAAACAGACUCUUGAGGCAAAACAAGUAACAGAUCCAGAGUCACAUUUACCGUUGGAAUUGAACUCCAUGCUGUCAGAAGUAAGACCCACAAUAUUCCAAGGUGAACUCUCAGAAGAGUCUUUGAGUCCAAAGAAUGCCAAAUGCACGGAAGCCUUUUCCCCGCAAGUUCAUUCAGCGUUGCUGCCUGCUGUUAGCUCACCACCUUGUAAUCCAUCCUUAAAUGCCAUAGCCGCAUGCACGCUGUCCCCUGCUGGGACUCGAGAACUGAAUGGGUCUCCUUUGAAACCUCAGAGUGUCACAAACAUCUCCCCAACCAAAGCCCCCCAAUCCCCUUCCUGCCCACCUGAAGAGCAUUGGAGCCGGUACAGAAAUGAGGAGGAGCAUCACUGCAGUACCAUCUCUAGUCUUUUUGCUAAAACCAACCCAUUCUGCAAAGCUGAGAUUACAGAGAACAAAUCCUUGGUGCGGAGACAGGCACACAGAGUGAUGACUCCAAGUAAGAGGAGUGUAGAAAGACACUUGCCUCCCGAGUUCUCCACUAAAGAUCAUGUGCUUUUUCCAGAUGCGAUAGUAGUAUGUGAGCGCCUGGAUCCUUAUUCUUUAAUCAGUGAGUCAGUCACAGGUAGUUCCCAGGAAGAACAAGGACCAGACUCAUUACAAGACAGAGUUUUACCAGGAGAAAAGGCAACAGGUUUGCAGCAUCUGCUCUUCCAGAGCCCUUCUAGGUGUGAUCAGGUCUCCUUGCCUGCAACCCCGAAGUCUGGCUCUUGUGCCUAUGCGUUGCGUCACACUCCAGACAGAAGGCAGCGGGAGGCUGCAGCACGGCUAGGGAAACCUGAAAAGAUGGCAACGUUCAGUGCACCUUGGACUGCUCAUGCACUGCCUUCAGCAACUAGUCCUCCAACCUAUGAGGUUGAGCUUGAGAUGCAAGCUUCUGGCCUGCCAAAGCUCCGAAUCAAAAGGGUUGGCUCUGGGCCAGCUUUGGAACCACAGCCUGGAAAACCCAAAAGCGUGGAAAGUGAUCCUGCAACGGGGGAUCUUUCCAUGUCCUGCUGCAGUAGGCACUCAGGGAAACCAGAAUCUGUGUCCAUCUCGCCAUCCUGUAAUCGCUCUGCCCAAAGUACCCCUGGGAAGUUAGGGAGUGGCGGGCAGACCUAUAUUUGCCAAUCAUACACUCCAACUCGCUGCAUCUCCUACACUGCUUCCCCACCUCAGGGCAAUGCUGGCAUUCGCUGGACACCUUCUCCAAAGAAUAAAGGAAAAGUGACCCCUGAAGCGAUCAAGGCCUGGCCACGGAGAAAAAGGGCCACUGCUGGCUGCAGCAAAAGCGAAAGGCACAUGGACUCUGCUGGGGAAACGCCAGCCUGUGACGCAGGUGGAACAAGAACUUCUGAAUGUCUCAGCGGCAGCAAAGCAUUGCUCUUGGGGGACUUUGAACUUGAAGGAGUUUAUAGGCUUCAAGACCAGUCGCCUUGCAGCGAUGCAGAGCCCAGUGGAGAUGAGAGCAUCUGCAGAGGGAUGUCUGGCCUAAAGUUCAGAAAAAGGCCCUUUGAUCACAUGUCUCCUGAGGAGGAAGGCAGCCAGGAAGUGAAGAAAAGGCACUGCCCAAAGAGAGAGAAUCCAGAUGUGGCAGUUUAUUCAGCAGAACUGCUGAGCACAGGAAAAGGGAUGGUGUCCUUAAACAAGACAAUCCUGGAGGAGGAAGAGGUCUUUUGUUUUUCAGGCUUGACUCCACCAAACUCUUCAGGAAAGUCCAUGAUCUCUUCUACUGGCCUUCUGGCACUGACACAGUCUCCACUGCUGUAUCAAGGCCACACCACAUCCCUGAGAAAAUGUCGCACAGGAGACACCACUGAUGCAUUUGGAUCUGUAAAUGAAGACUUAUCUCCGUUUCACAGUGCAGCCAUCAGACAGCAGUCUGUCAGGAGGACUUACUCAAGGAAAAGGUUGCUCAGUUGAACAUUGGAAAAAGAUGGUGAGGUUGCUUGGGAGCCAGAUGACAAAGCUGUUUUGGACAACUUUACAACCAAAACCAGGAUAAUAUUGCCAGCCACGACAGCUGCCUCGGAAAUUCCUGCAUUUUAAGCAGUGCUAGAACCGGCCAGAAGAGGGAGCAAGGUGGCACUGGGCAUGAGGAAAAGCUGCCUGUGUGCUCUCAUAGGGCUCCUCCCAAGGAUUUGGCCCUAAAGGAUAUAAAUUGAGAGCAGGUGAAAAUGACCACUUUUUAAAAGUUCUUUUGUAAAAUAAAUUAAUGUGAUCUGAUAAAUUG